Acomys russatus (golden spiny mouse) is the source of this 1669-nucleotide messenger RNA. It is a transcript of the gene Cd83, whose product is annotated as CD83 molecule. The record is from RefSeq and is a predicted model, not a curated record. NCBI's taxonomy places the organism in Eukaryota, Metazoa, Chordata, Mammalia, Rodentia, Muridae.
GGACCAGGCCACCCGCCUCCUCCGGCUGGGGAGUCCCCGAGGCCGGCGCGCGGGGAAGUCCCAAGCGCGGGUACAAGAGCGCGGCGCGCGCCCAGGAGGGCGGCCAGUACAGUGGCGCAGCGCUCCAGCCAUGUCGCAAGGCCUCCAGUUCCUGCUCCUAGGCUGCGCCUGCAGCCUGGCACCCGCGAUGGCGAUGCGGGAGGUGACGGUGGCUUGCUCGGAGACGGCAGACCUGCCAUGCACAGCGCCGUGGGACCCGCAGCUCUCCUAUGCGGUGUCCUGGGCCAAGCUCUCAGAGAGUGGCAGCGAGAAGCUGGAGCUACCCCAGAGCAGGCAGAACAGCUCCUUCGAGGCCCCCAGGAAGAGGUCUUACUCCUUGACAAUCCAGAACACUACCCUCUGCAGCUCUGGCACCUAUAGGUGCGCCCUACAGGAGCUUGGAGGGCAGCGCAACUUCAGUGGCACGGUGGUUCUGAAAGUGACAGGGUGCUCUAAGGAAGCUACGGAGUCAACGUUCAGGAAAGUACAGGGCAAAGCAGUGCUGCUCUUCUCCCUGGUCAUUUUCUACCUGACACUCAUCAUUUUCACCUGCAAGUUUGCACGACUACAGAGUAUUUUCCCAGAUAUUUCUAAACCUGGUACAGAGCAAGCUUUUCUUCCGGUCACUUCCCCAAGCAAACAUUUGGGGCCAGUGACCCUUCCCAAGACAGAAGCUGUAUGAAUAGGGUCUCCACUGGUUUUUACGAAGCCGAGGGCGCAUCAGAUCAGUGUGCCUGAAUGCCGCCUGGACCGGAGAAGGACGAGCCCCACCCUCAGAUGGCAACCUUUCUUUGGGGUCCUUCACCUGACAGUGGGUUCCACACUACUCCCUGCCACAGGGUCUUGAGCACCACCAUCACAUGAUCAUGAAGCAUGGGACCAUCGCUGCUUCUCUGUGGCUGUCAGCUUAGCGUUUCGUGCGUGCGGCUACCUGGUCAACCCCGUGAAUGCUUUUUUCAGUCAUAUAAAAGCUAUGGUGAGAUGCAGGUGGAGCAGGGCCAUGGGAAACUUGGACACUCUGAGCUGGCCCUGCGACAGACUCCUGAGGACAGCUGUCCUCUUCUACAUCUGGGAUACAUCUCUUUGAAGUCGUCCUGUUUUGUUGCACCAGUCCAGAUGUCUCACAUCUGGCAGAAAUUGACAGGCCAAGCUGUGAGCUGGUGGGAAAUAUUUAGCAAAUAAUUUCCCAGUGUGAAGGUCCUGCUAUUAGCAAGGGUAUUCUGUGUACAUAGAAAUGAGAGGCCAGUGAACUGUUCCUCAGCAGGGCCUAUUCAUAAGACAUCCAUAAAGCGGCAACACAGAGGGAUGCCACAUUUAUUUUUUUAAUCUACAUGUACUUGUCAAAGAAGACUUUCCAUGUUUUUCAAAGAACUGUGUUUGUUUUCUUUCUUUCUUUCUUUCUUUCUUUCUUUCUUUCUUUCUUUCUUUCUUUCUUAAAUGAAUGUCUAGUUAGACAGCAUUGCUAGCUGACAAGCAGCCUGAGUGGAUAUAGAGAGUAUGUCCCUCAGAAUAGAGUCAGCAAGCUAGAAGCAAUGUACAGUGUCUGGCUGGGAAGGGCAGACCAUGGACUGUGCAACCAGAAGUCUGGCCACAGUUGUCCAAGCCUGCCUGUAUGGCCCUGGACAAGUCA